This is a messenger RNA of Cyphellophora europaea CBS 101466, 2820 nucleotides long. RefSeq lists its product as uncharacterized. Gene Ontology annotation, molecular function: formate-tetrahydrofolate ligase activity; ATP binding; methylenetetrahydrofolate dehydrogenase (NADP+) activity. Gene Ontology annotation, cellular component: cytosol. The transcript has a single exon. Bases 1 to 2820 code for a protein of 939 amino acids. Gene Ontology annotation, biological process: tetrahydrofolate interconversion. NCBI's taxonomy places the organism in Eukaryota, Fungi, Ascomycota, Eurotiomycetes, Chaetothyriales, Cyphellophoraceae. The record is from RefSeq and is a predicted model, not a curated record.
AUGGUCGGCCAAAAAAUUGACGGGACCGCCAUUGCAAAAGGCAUAAGGGAACGUCUGCAGAAGGAAAUCCAGGAGACCCAGAAGGCUAACCCACGCUACAAGCCAUGUCUCAAGAUCAUCCAGGUGGGCGACCGUCCGGACUCGAGCACUUACGUUCGCAUGAAGCUCAAGGCUGCCGACGAGGCCAAUAUUGACUGCGAGCUACUACAUCUGCCCUCGUCGAUAUCCGAGCCGGAGCUCGUGCAGCAUAUCACCCGCUUCAACAAUGAUCCUGAUGUCCACGGCAUCCUUGUCCAACUACCCCUCCCCAAGCACCUCUCGGAGCAUACCAUAACCUCGACCGUUCUCGAUGAGAAAGAUGUGGAUGGCUUUGGUGCUACCAACAUUGGCGAGCUUGCAAAACGAGGAGGUAAACCUUUUUUUGUUCCCUGCACACCACAGGGUGUCAUGGUCUUGCUGAAAGAGGUCGGUGUUGAUCUCCAGGGCAAGAACGCUGUCGUCCUUGGCCGCAGUGAUAUUGUUGGCAGCCCUGUCAGUUAUCUCCUCAAGAACGCCGAUGCCACUGUCACCGUUUGCCACUCCAAGACACAAAACCUCAAGGACGUGGUCAAGGGUGCAGAUGUCGUGGUCGCCGCCAUUGGUCAACCAGGGUUCGUAAAAGGUGAUUGGCUCAAACCUGGUGCGGUCGUGAUCGAUGUGGGGACCAACUAUAUCCCAGAUGCAUCCAAGAAGUCUGGUCAGCGCCUGGUGGGUGACGUCGACUUUGACGCAGCUGCAGAGGUUGCUGCUCACAUCACACCGGUGCCGGGAGGUGUCGGUCCCAUGACCGUCGCCAUGCUGAUGCAGAACGUGGUCAACUCAGCCAAUUCCUACUUCGAGAGGCUCAAGGAGCGUCAAGUCAUUCCUCUGCCCCUGAAGCUUCAGCAGCCAGUACCAUCGGACAUUGCCAUCUCGAGAGCCCAACACCCCAAGUACAUCACUCAGGUUGCGAAAGAGGUAGGCAUUGCGCCGCACGAGCUUGAGCAGUACGGCGCGUACAAGGCCAAGGUAGACCUGAAGCUCCUCAACCGUCUGAGUCACCGGAAAAAUGGCAAGUACAUCCUGGUAACUGGCAUUACUCCUACUCCUCUCGGCGAGGGAAAAUCAACCACGACUGUGGGCUUGACCCAGGCACUUGGUGCUCAUCUUGGAAAGGUCGCUUUCGCCGAUGUGCGCCAGCCAAGUAUGGGCCCAACUUUUGGCAUCAAAGGUGGUGCUGCUGGUGGUGGCUACAGCCAGGUCAUUCCCAUGGAUGAGUUCAAUCUGCACCUGACUGGUGAUAUUCAUGCUAUCACCGCUGCCAACAAUCUGCUCGCUGCUGCAAUUGAUACCCGCAUGUUUCACGAGGCCACUCAAAAAGACGGCCCCCUCUACCGACGUCUAGUGCCGGCAAAGAAAGGCAAGCGACAAUUCGCGCCGGUAAUGCUACGACGACUAAAGAAACUCGGCAUUGACAAGACAAAUCCUGACGAGCUGACGGAGGACGAGAUUCGUCGAUUCGCCCGUCUCGACAUCGACCCUGAGACCAUUACCUGGCGCCGGGUGCUUGACGUCAACGAUCGCUCUCUGCGGGGAGUUACUAUUGGUCAAGCCCCCACGGAAAAGGGCCACACUCGAGAGACUGGCUUCGAUAUUGCUGUAGCCAGCGAAUGCAUGGCUAUAUUGGCUCUGGCUAACGACCUCCGAGAUCUCCGGGAACGGCUGGGCCGAAUGGUCAUCGGGUCCUCGAAAGCCGGAGAGCCUGUCACUUGCGAUGACGUUGGCGUCGGUGGUGCUAUGACUGCACUGCUCAAGGAUGCCAUUAAACCAAAUCUCAUGCAGACAUUGGAGGGUACUCCCGUCUUCGUCCAUGCUGGCCCCUUUGCGAAUAUCAGUAUUGGCAACAGUUCGGUCCUGGCAGACAAACUUGCCCUGAAACUGGCUGGCACUGAACCUGGCGAGGACCAUGAAGCAAAGGCAGGCUACGUUGUUACAGAGGCUGGCUUUGACUUCACAAUGGGCGGCGAGCGCUUCUUCAACAUCAAGUGCCGUUCAUCAGGCCUUGUUCCUGACGUUGUAGUCAUCGUGGCCACGAUACGUGCCCUCAAGGUCCACGGCGGUGGGCCCGAAGUAUCUGCCGGGGCUCCGCUACCGAAAGAGUAUCAGACUGAAAACGUCGAUCUACUCAGAGCAGGCUGUGUCAAUCUCAAGAAGCAUAUCGCCAAUGCAACAACAUAUGGUGUGCCGGUUGUUAUUGCGAUCAACAAGUUCGAGACUGAUACCGAUGCCGAGAUCAAGGUCAUCGAGGAAGAAGCUCUUGCCGCUGGAGCUGCAGCUGCGGUCCCAGCGAGUCAUUGGGCCGAAGGUGGUGCUGGGGCGGUGAAACUUGCCGAGGCUGUGAUCGCAGCUUCUGCCAAACCAAAAGACUUCAAGCUGCUGUACGAUACCAAUGGAAGUGUGCAAGAGCGCCUUGAUAAGAUCGCAACUACCAUGUAUGGUGCUGCGAAGGUCGAACUCAGUGAGCUUGCCCAGAAGAAGGUCGACAUUUACGAAAAGCAGGGCUUUGGGGAUCUGCCCAUCUGCGUUGCAAAGACGCAAUACUCCCUCAGCCACGAUCCGGCUCUGAAGGGUGCCCCAACCGGGUUCACAAUUCCCGUCCGAGACGUCCGACUUGCCGUGGGUGCUGGCUAUCUCUACGCCUUGGCAGCAGAUAUCCAGACCAUCCCCGGUCUCCCCACUGCACCUGGCUACCUCAAUGUGGAUGUCGAUCCCGAGACUGGCGAGAUCGAUGGUCUCUUUUAG